GGUUGGGCUGCGCCUGGCUGGGUUGCUAGGCUGCGGGGUGGCAGGCGGACCUCUGUGACACAGAUGGGCGGGAAUUUAGCAAUUCUUGCACCCCCUCCCUACACUCCUCCUCAACCCGAGGCCGGAGGCGACUCAUACCCCCCGGGCUGGGGUCCCGGACCCUUCGUACGGAUUAGUGGAUCGGUUUCUUACUUCACGGACAGCCUCAACAUUAUCGCCGGAGAGCCCUGUGCUCUCCGCUGAGCUUUCACCAUACGGACUGAUCCUCUCGCUGGAACAGCUGCAGCGCACGGCUCCAGUCAGUAUGAGGCUCCCUUUAUUAGAGCUGGGGUUGCUUCGUUGGACGAUCCAUGGGAACUAAAGGAUCAUUUUGGAACCAGAACCCCUUCUGUGUCACCUGAUCUAGAACCCAGUUCCUCCCAGCUUACUGCAGAACUCGGCCCUUAUAUGAAGACCUUGUGUGGACAGUAAUGACCGCACGCUUCCGAUUGCCUGCCGGCAGAACCUACAAUGUGCGCGCGUCGGAGCAGGCACGGGACAGACAGAGCACAGAGGUGGUGUGCAGCGUUCUUCUCCUGGAUAACUCUGUUCAAACUUUUCAUGUAAAUAAACACAACCAUGGGCAGGUCCUUCUAGAUUUGGUCUUCAAGUUCCUUGAUCUGACAGAGCAAGAUUAUUUCGGGUUGCAGCUAGCGGAUGAUUCCUGUGACAAUCCUAGGUGGCUGGAUCUGAACAAACCCAUCAGGAAGCAGCUAAAAAGGGGUUCCCCUCACAACCUCAACUUCAGAGUCAAAUUCUUUGUGUCUGACCCCAGCAAACUGCAGGAGGAGUACACAAGGUACCAAUAUUUUCUACAGAUAAAACAAGACGUUCUAACUGGAAGGUUACCCUGUCCCUAUAACACAGCAGCACUGCUUGCUUCCUACACUGCUCAGUCUGAACUAGGUGACUACAGUCAUUCAGAGCACUUGCCUGGGUACCUUGCUGACUACUCCUACAUCCCUGAGCAACCUCUGGACUUUGAGAAAGAAAUAGCAAAGUUGCACCAGCAGCACAGAGGCCUGUCCCCAGCAGAGGCAGAAUUCAGUUAUUUGAACACUGCUCGUACAUUGGAACUGUAUGGUGUUGAACUGCACUACGCACGGGAUCAAAGUUACAAUGAAAUCCUGAUUGGUGUGAUGUCUGGUGGAAUAUUGAUAUAUAAAAACAGGGUACGCAUUAACACCUUUCCAUGGUUGAAGAUUGUAAAAAUUUCAUUUAAGUGCAAGCAAUUCUUUAUUCAGCAACGCAAAGAGUUGCACGAAUAUAGGGAGACGGUACUUGGGUUCAAUAUGGUCAAUUAUCGCGCAUGUAAGAACUUGUGGAAAGCUUGUGUGGAACAUCAUACCUUCUUCCGCCUCGACUCACCACUCCCCCUGCAAAAGAACUUCUUUGCACACUACUUUACGUUGGGUUCCAGGUUCCGAUACUGUGGCAGGACAGAAGUCCAGUCUGUGCAAUAUGGGAAGGAGAAGGCCAAUAAAGACCGUGUGUUUGCCAGGUCCCCAAGCAAACCAUUAACCAGGAAGCUGGUCAGUGAGAUGGACUGGGAGAUUGUGAGCAGAAAUUCUCUGUCUAACAGUAGACUGGAGACCCAGAGCCUGCCCUCUCGUUCCCCCCCAGGGACACCAAAUCAUCGGAAUUUCACGUUCAUUCAGGAACAAAGUCGCAUGCGCCCCUCUUCAGUGGGACACCUAGUUGACCGUAUGAUUCACACCUCACCCAGGGAGGUUUUCACUAACCAUCAAUCCUCAUCCUCCACCCAAGCCAACAGCAUCGUCCUGGACUCACCACCGGCCCAGGAUAUUACUAUGGAUACUCCUCCCCCGGCACUGCCACCCAAGCAGUCCAAGAAGAACAGUAUGAACCAGAUUCACCUGUCUCACUCCCAGCAGGACCUGGACAACCACAUCGAUGAACCAUUCGAAGCUCCUUGUUCUCCAGAGAAAUCUACGCCAAAUGGGCUUGUGCCUCACGACAAUCUGGUGCUGAUUAAGAUGCGACCAGAUGAAAAUGGCCGAUUUGGCUUUAAUGUGAAGGGUGGUUUAGACCAGAAGAUGCCAGUGAUUGUGUCCAGGGUGGCACCAGGAACUCCGGCUGAUCUCUGUGUCCCACGUCUCAAUGAGGGGGAUCAGGUUGUACUGAUCAAUGGUAGAGACAUCUCUGAGCACACUCACGACCAAGUGGUGAUGUUCAUUAAGGCGAGCUGCGAGAUGCACUCCCAGGAGCUUGUACUGCUUGUGCGCCCCAAUGCUGUUUACGAUAUAGUGGAGGAGAGGCUGGAGAGUGAACCGGACUUUCAGUACAUCCCAGAGAAGACUGCCAUGGAUGGGAUUCAUUCAGAUGAUGAUGCUCUGAGGGAAUCCAUGAUCCAACUGGCGGAAGGACUUUACAAUGGGACGGUGCUGGCUCAGUUUGAUCAACUGUACCGCAAGAAGCCCGGAAUGACCAUGUCUUGUGCCAAAUUACCUCAAAAUAUUUCCAAAAACCGAUACCGAGACAUUUCGCCUUAUGAUGCCACUCGGGUGAUUUUAGCAGAUGGCGAAGAUUACAUCAAUGCCAACUAUAUCAAUAUGGAGAUCUCUUCUUCCAGCAUCAUCAACCGUUACAUUGCGUGCCAAGGGCCUCUGCCCAGCACCUGCCCUGACUUCUGGCAAAUGACCUGGGAACAAGGCUCCUCUAUGGUUGUAAUGCUCACUACCCAGGUGGAACGGGGAAGGGUAAAGUGCCACCAGUACUGGCCAGAGACCACAGGAAGUUCUGAAUUUGGAAAGUUCCAGAUAUCUUGCCAUUCUGAGGAAGGAAAUCCUGCUUAUGUUUUUCGGGAGAUGACACUCACUAACGUGGAGAAAAACGAAAGCCGCCCCCUGACCCAAAUCCAAUACACGGCAUGGCCCGACCACGGGGUUCCCGAUGAUUCAAGUGACUUCUUGGACUUCGUGUCCCUGGUGCGCCAGAGGAGAAGUCAUCAUGAUGAGCCGGCGGUGGUGCACUGCAGUGCUGGCAUUGGCCGGACUGGAGUGUUGAUCACCAUGGAGACCGCAAUGUGCCUGAUGGAGUGCAGUCAGGCCGUGUACCCCUUGGACAUUGUAAGAACGAUGAGAGAUCAGAGAGCAAUGAUGAUACAGACACCGAGUCAGUACAGAUUUGUGUGUGAAGCAAUCCUGAAGGUGUAUAGAGAAGGCUUGGUACAACCUGCAUUGGCACCAUUUCCUAAAUAGAUGGGUACGUAGCCAUCUGGAUACAAGCAGCAUAGCCUUGCGCCCCGAAAGGGAUCAGAAUGGCAUCUCUCAGGGUCUCGGAGCACCGACCCGCUCGACAGCACACGACCAGGUUUGGAUGAUCCGGCCCGGGAGGACUUGGAGGAUUUAGCACUGUUGCACUUUAUGUUCAAAUGAAGAGAAUUAAAAAAAACAAAAAAAACUUGACAUUUUUCACGCCUUGGUAACAUUUUUGUUUUUGUAACUUUUUGCUCUUGUGCUUUCGCUUUGGAGAAAGAGAAUGAAUUUAUUUAUGUGACUGCUUUCACUGCACCGACACUCCCCCACUUAUCCCCUGUCAGAAAGGGAGGAUAUACAUUUCACAUGGGAUAAUCGCCGGCUUUUCUAUGUAUUCAAUCAUUGUUAAGACUUGAAACCCCUACUCUGCUUUAUCCUGGGGCAGCAGUGAAACAUUUGUGUCUCUUGGCCUAUAUUUAUUUCAAGUGAUAUCUGGGUAACAAGUUCUGCGGGCUGUUUACUUGUGAGCAAUUUGGGGGUUCAUUUUUUGGGGUUGUGUCUCAAACCUGCCUCCUUUUUGACGAUUGCUUGUAGCCAGAUGCAGAUCUGAGACCUAGCCGGUAGAGUACAUGCAUUAAUUAUCGACAUAGUCUUAAUGAUCUUCCAUCUGGCUAAUUAACAUAGUAGGAUCUUAAAUGGAACCUCCAUCUAGUCUAGCGCAAUGAUAGAGAAUUUCAUUACAGUAGCAGUACCUAGAACUUGCCCCACAGUAGUUAAUCUAGUCAGUGUGGCUCUGUAGAGGAUCCAGCGGAGACUUCAGUAAUGAUAGCAGAAGGUUUGGCUGUGUCCUUUGUCUAUGUCUGAAAAAGUACUUAGUGUCUGACUAGUCCAUACUCUCAGAAACCCACAGGGUUUGCCUCUUUGUUCCAUUGCCUUGGGCCCAGAAUCGGAAUUGCAUCCCUCAGGGCCCUGGAGCACCGACCCAGUUGGUGGCACACAACAAACUCUAGACUGCUGAUCCAAGUGACUAUGUUUUGCGUGCGUCAAUCUUAUUGUUAAGCAUGGCCGUGUAAGGUGAGUUCUCCCCCCCCCCCCGGCCCAGCCCAGACACCUCUGUUACUGUUCUUGUGCUGUAUGUGUUAUUCUUGCAGUUGCGUCGUGAACAGAAUUUCCACUUGGUAAAGAAACCAACAGUCUCCCACCAAGAGUCCAACUGCCUGCGUCUUGGGACGGACAAAACCCAUCCUGGAACCCUCAGCAGAACUGAACGUUUCAUUAGCCGGAACCGGUCCAACCACUGAUGGGCACCAAAUUAAUUUCUUGAUAUGCAACUGAUUUCCUACUCUUAUCAGCAAACAAAACUCUAAAUUUCUGAUGUUUACAAUUGGUCAAAUAUAGUGUACCAGCCUGGUGUUCCGUCCCGGUAAACAUCCAGUUUUGCUCUGGGGUACAACACAUACUAACACUGCCUUUCUCUCUUCUAUGGUCCAGUAAACCAGGUACUUCACGGCUUGAAAAUGUGAAUUUUAUCAUGAAAAAAAUAAUGUUUUAUAUGCACAGCUACUAAUAAGAUGAGAUGUGGAUAUAUUUCUGAUUAAAAAGAAAGUUUAAA
Messenger RNA from Xenopus laevis (African clawed frog), 4869 nucleotides. It is a transcript of the gene ptpn4.S, whose product is annotated as protein tyrosine phosphatase, non-receptor type 4 (megakaryocyte) S homeolog. Bases 471 to 3260 code for a protein of 929 amino acids. The transcript has 28 exons. Gene Ontology annotation, molecular function: cytoskeletal protein binding; hydrolase activity; protein tyrosine/serine/threonine phosphatase activity. The record is from RefSeq and is a predicted model, not a curated record. NCBI's taxonomy places the organism in Eukaryota, Metazoa, Chordata, Amphibia, Anura, Pipidae. Gene Ontology annotation, cellular component: cytoskeleton; cytoplasm; cytoplasmic side of plasma membrane.